Molecule: messenger RNA, 2459 nt
Organism: Notothenia coriiceps (black rockcod)
Lineage: Eukaryota; Metazoa; Chordata; Actinopteri; Perciformes; Nototheniidae
Product: adaptor related protein complex 2 subunit mu 1
Exons: 13
Coding region: 285-1616 (443 amino acids)
Biological process (GO): intracellular protein transport; vesicle-mediated transport
Cellular component (GO): clathrin adaptor complex
Source: RefSeq, a predicted model, not a curated record
CCUGGGUGCGGUUUACACAUCGCUCCAGCCGCGCCUUUUCCUGUCACAACGGAACGGCUGUGCGUAAAGACGGCGGGUCAGCUGACAGCUAUCAGAGAACCGGGAGGAAGGAGCGGAAUUAGCGGGUGUGUGAACUGGGAAGAGACUGGAACCUGGCAGAAGCUAUAUCCGAGGACAAACGGGGAGCGAAAGACUGGUGGCGUUCGUGAGAGAACUGGGUCUCUCGCUCUUCUCAUGCCGGGUUUGGUUUCACCAUGGCCAGUUGGGACUGAGAAGCAGCCAAAAUGAUCGGAGGAUUGUUCAUCUACAACCACAAGGGGGAGGUCCUCAUCUCCCGGGUCUACCGAGACGACAUUGGGCGUAACGCGGUCGAUGCGUUCCGUGUGAACGUGAUUCACGCCCGGCAGCAGGUUCGAUCCCCGGUGACCAACAUCGCCCGCACCAGCUUCUUCCAUGUUAAACGCUCAAACAUCUGGUUGGCGGCCGUCACCAAGCAGAAUGUCAACGCCGCCAUGGUGUUCGAGUUCCUUUACAAGAUGUGUGAUGUCAUGACGGCCUACUUUGGCAAGAUCAGCGAGGAGAACAUCAAGAACAACUUUGUGCUCAUCUACGAGCUGCUGGAUGAGAUCCUGGACUUUGGAUACCCCCAGAACUCAGAGACUGGAGCUCUGAAGACCUUCAUCACCCAGCAGGGCAUUAAGGGACAGCACCAGACAAAGGAGGAGCAGUCUCAGAUCACCAGCCAGGUGACGGGGCAGAUCGGCUGGCGUCGGGAAGGCAUCAAGUAUCGCCGCAAUGAGCUCUUCCUGGACGUCCUGGAGAGCGUCAACCUGCUCAUGUCACCACAAGGCCAGGUCCUGAGCGCCCACGUGUCGGGCCGAGUAGUGAUGAAGAGCUACCUGAGCGGGAUGCCCGAGUGCAAAUUUGGCAUGAACGACAAGAUUGUCAUCGACAAGCAGGGCAAGGGAGGAACGACGGAGGACACAGGGAAAAGUGAUUUAGGGGGAGGAAGCAGCGGGAAGCAGUCCAUAGCCAUCGACGACUGCACCUUCCACCAGUGUGUGCGCCUCAGUAAGUUUGACUCGGAGCGUAGCAUCAGCUUCAUCCCCCCCGAUGGAGAGUACGAGCUCAUGAGGUAUCGCACCACUAAAGACAUCAUCCUGCCGUUCCGAGUUAUUCCUCUGGUCAGGGAGGUCGGCCGCACUAAACUGGAGGUUAAGGUGGUCAUCAAGUCCAACUUCAAACCCUCGCUGCUGGCCCAAAAGAUCGAGGUGCGUAUCCCCACGCCCCUCAACACCAGCGGCGUGCAGGUGAUUUGUAUGAAGGGAAAAGCGAAGUACAAGGCCAGCGAGAACGCCAUUGUCUGGAAGAUCAAACGCAUGGCUGGGAUGAAGGAGUCUCAGAUCAGUGCUGAGAUCGAGCUGCUGCCGACCAACGAUAAGAAGAAAUGGGCCAGGCCUCCCAUCUCUAUGAACUUUGAGGUUCCCUUCGCUCCCUCCGGUCUGAAGGUGCGCUACUUGAAGGUGUUCGAGUCCAAGCUCAACUACAGUGACCACGACGUCAUCAAAUGGGUGCGCUACAUCGGCCGCUCCGGCAUCUACGAAACCCGCUGCUAAAGCCCCCUCCCCGCUCCCCCCAUCAUGCACCCCCACCACCUUCUCACCCCUUCCUAACUACGUGUUGGAGAUUGAAUUGACAUCGUAUGAAAAAAAGAGAAGUAAAUGAUAUACUGCACAGAUAUAUGCAAAAUGUGAACCAUUGUACCGUAUAUAUCUCGUAGUGGUGAGUAAAAACCUGUAAACCAACUGGUGUCCGAAAGAAACAAGACGUGAUGCAGGUGGGGACCAGGGGGUGGGGACUGAGGCACCUCUGGGUGUCCCUCAGGGUCGCUCUCUUGUGUUUAUUCCACCAUCUACUCUCCAGUUACUUUAGAAGUCCUAGAGGGAAUCCCGGUAGCUGUUGUGGUUUAAAUGAGUACCGAAAGUCCCUGGAUAUGAACUUCUGUCUCAGUAGAGUCUACCCUUUAAGGUCCAGAUGCAGUGACUGAUUGUGUAUUGUGGACUGAUUGAUAUUGAUCUGUUAUUUUUAGUCAAUUUGGAUCAAAAGUCUCAUUUCAAAGUCUCUUAGGGAUGUUUCAAAAAGACAAUGAAUUGAUAGUGGCUGAACUGUUUUUGUACUUUCUGGAGAGUGUAUUGUUUUUUUUCCCCCUUGCUAUUUUUCCAAUACUAGUGAGCAACAUUAAAGAAAAAAUGACCAUUCCAGUUUUGCGGUCUGAACAUCAUCCCCUCCUGAGAUCUACUUUGUCACACUGGUUUGAUUCAAAUAUGUGUUUGGGGGAAAUCAGUGUGUGUGCAGCGAGGUGAGGUCUCCCCCUGGUGGUCCUCCUCGUCACUGUCUGCCUCUUCAUGUUUUUAGCCCUGGUGACCGUUCUGUCCAAUAAAAUCUGACUAUGUAACCAA